This is a messenger RNA of Acyrthosiphon pisum (pea aphid), 844 nucleotides long. RefSeq names its product TNF receptor-associated factor 3. Gene Ontology annotation, cellular component: plasma membrane signaling receptor complex. The record is from RefSeq and is a predicted model, not a curated record. The annotation marks the transcript as partial. NCBI's taxonomy places the organism in Eukaryota, Metazoa, Arthropoda, Insecta, Hemiptera, Aphididae. Gene Ontology annotation, molecular function: ubiquitin protein ligase activity. Gene Ontology annotation, biological process: regulation of canonical NF-kappaB signal transduction; lipopolysaccharide-mediated signaling pathway; innate immune response. The transcript is spliced from 6 exons.
AUUAUCGUAAUAUCAUCAAUCAAUUUUUUCUAUAUUUACGUUGCACUAUUCAAUGCCCGUUCAGUUCAUUCGUUUCCUCCCGCCAACGGAUUAUCAAAGCAGAACACAUCGCACGCUCGUACAUCACAUAGAUAAAAAAAAAAUGCUGUCAUUAAUAGAUCCUCGUUUUGAAUGUUCUAUUUGCCUUAACUGUUUAAAGGAUCCAAUGCUGACAAGAUGUGGACAUCGAUUUUGUUCUGAGUGUAUAAGUACAUGGCUUAAGCGUAAAAGUCAAAUUUGCCCCAUUGAUUUAUUACCCCUGACUAUAGAAGGUUUAUUUCCCGAUAACUACACAAAACGAGAAAUAGAUGAGCAAAAAGUUGCUUGUUUAAAUAUCGGUUGUGAUGUAAUAAUACCAUUGUUAGAAGCUGAUCAGCAUUAUUCAUCAUGUGGAUUUAAUAAAAACCACAUAAAUGGACUUGCUGAUAAUCUCUGCCCAUUUCAUUUAAUUGGAUGUAAGGAUACAAUAAAAGAUAAAAAUGAAUUAUCAAACCACCUUGUUAUGAGUGUGCAUCGUCACGUUACUCUACUUACAAAAUCUCAUAUUGAUUUCAUGAACAAAUUUCAAAUCAGAGAUGGUGCUCGUUCUAAAGCUUUAGAAGCUACACAAAUGUGGGAUGCGGACAAAGACCCUAAUUCUGAAAAAGCUUUACUUUGUAAUUUAUAUGAAAGAAUAGUUGUAUUGGAACAAAGUAAUAUUGAAAAGGAUAAAGAUAUAGAGCGUUUGACUCAAAAAAAUGCCAUCAAGGAUAAAGAUAUUGAACAACUUAGUCAAAUGGUUAAUAAUUUAAUUGUCAAGUUUGAU